UCUCCGACUUUUGGUCUGUUCUCUCCUUUCCCCCUUCCUGGAAUAUCUAGUUACCCCGCCCCUUGAAACCCAGGAUCCCAGGUGAUAUUCAAAAACCAAACGCACGCCGCAGCGUCACAAGCUUGACACCGAGAACCACUUCUUCGGGACCUGUUUUGAUUUUCCCUGGCUCUGGUUCUGCAUAUGCCGACUAUGGCAGUUACGACUUCCUCCCCUGGUUUGACAAUUCCGUCUUUGGAUGUUGUCAUUACUACUUUGGUCUCCCAUUAUCUUCUCAGCUUCUUUAGCAUUGUCUCUCUCACAUAUGUCGUCUAUCAACGAGUGUUUGCCCCCCUUGCUGGUGUACCUGGACCUUUUUGGGCGAGUCUGGGUAAGGGGUGGCUGAUUGCGAGGGCGAAGAAGGGAGACUUGCACAGAGAGUUGAUCAAAUUGCAUGAAAUACAUGGUCCGCUGGUCAGAAUUGCACCAAAGGAAGUGAGCGUAGCGGACCUCGACGGCAUAAAGAUGAUCUACGGCGCCGGCUCCCACUUCCACAAAUCAGACUGGUACUCCGUGCUCAAAGGCCACCGCACCUUCGACCCCUUUGCCGAACAAGACCCUCACGUCCACGCUGCUCAGAAGAAACUGGUGAUUCGCCCUUAUGCCAUGGAAACACUCAAAGAUCUGGAGCCGUAUGUGGAUUCCACGGUCUACCACUUUAUCUCGAGGAUGCGAGAAAAGGUGACACAGCAAGUUGAUCUGGGGAAAUGGUUCCAGUUAUUUGCGUUCGAUGUUAUUGGGGAGAUUACGUUUAGCAAGAGGUUUGGCUUUAUGGAUACGGAACAUGAUGAUGGCAGUUUGAAGUCUGUGGAAAGCACACUGGCUUCUGCAGCUUGGUUGGGCCAUGUACCUUGGGUAUUCUGGACGCACGACUACCUCAAGCCUUGGGUUGGAAAUUGGCUAGGUGUUACUAAUCGCACUGGCAGUCUUAUGCAACGAGCACUCAAAGAAGUCGAGGAGAGAAAAGUCCGCGGCACAGACCGAAAUGACUUUUUGGAAAAGUUCUUUCGCUUGCAGAGAGAGAAGCCUGAUCAAGUUACUGAUGUUGCGGUGAUCAGCAUGGCUGCUGCUAACAUCACUGCUGGUUCUGAUACUACUGCUAUCUCUCUAAGGGCAAUUAUCUACCAUUUACUGCUGCACCCAGAGUACUUGGACCUCUUGCGCCAGGAAAUCGAUACAGCGAGGAGGGAGCGCAGGCUCAGCGACCCCGUUACUAUGGAAGAAGCGGAGAAAAUGCCUUUUCUACAAGCGUGUAUCAUGGAAGGCCUCCGCAUCCACCCCUCCAUCGGCGGUCUGCUCCCCCGUACCGUUCCCCCUGGCGGCUGUGUGAUAGCUGGGACUUUCAUACCCGCUGGGCAUGUCGUUGGCACUUCCGCAUGGGUCGUCAACAGAAACGCUGAUAUCUAUGGCCCUGACGCCAACACUUUCAACCCUACACGAUGGCUCAAGGGCAAUCGCCAUGAAAUGCAACGUUAUUUCCUCACCUUUGGAGGUGCGAGUCGCCAGUGUUUUGGAAAGAACAUUGCGUUUAUGGAGAUGAGUAAGAUGGUGCCCACGUUUUUGCGACAUUUUGAUGUUGAAUUGUGUUUUCCCGACAGACCAUUGAAGGAGAAGAAUUUCUUCUUUGUUAUUCAGGAGGGAUUGAUCGUUAAUUUGACACCGAGGGAUGAGGUUGCAGAAGGGCAGGCUAAUGGAGGGGCUGAGAAGGAGAUGAACAGAUACUAAACAUGUUUUGAGCAGAUUUUUUUCUUCCUACAUUAAUGCUUUUUUCUCAUCUUCUCACGACUUUGGGCUCGAUGCGGAGAUAGAGUGAUGUCCUUCCGCAAGGUGUCUUUACGGUAUACGAGAAGGAUUCUACAUUGCUGCACAGUCAGAUGCUCGAAAGCAGGGGUCUAGUCACGAGAGUAUCCUUGACAGG
Aureobasidium subglaciale EXF-2481 is the source of this 1957-nucleotide messenger RNA. RefSeq lists its product as uncharacterized. The record is from RefSeq and is a predicted model, not a curated record. Bases 184 to 1764 code for a protein of 526 amino acids. Gene Ontology annotation, molecular function: heme binding; iron ion binding; monooxygenase activity. The transcript has 3 exons. Lineage: Eukaryota; Fungi; Ascomycota; Dothideomycetes; Dothideales; Saccotheciaceae.